GAGCUGCUGUCGAGGCCCGAUGCUCGCCGCCACUCGCUCCGUCCUCGCCGCCAGCAUUGCGGUUGCUCUGGCGGCGCCGCUGCCGACCGCCAACGCGGCGCUCAAACCUCCAGGUCGCCCGUUGACGUCGGCAGGCGCCGACACCCUGCUGGACAAGUACUUUUGCGACGUGUACUACCCCACGGGCACGGCCGCGGCCAACCUACCGCCGUGCGAAAGCGUGAAGGCCGAGGUGACGUCCGACCUCACGGCCCCUCUUCCGACGCUGUCGCUUGGCGAUCCGACAAAGCCUGCUCUCUUCUUCGUGCACGGCUGGCCCGACAGUGGAGCCGAGUUUGCCGCACAGUUUGGCGGGCUGUGCUACGGCCCUGCGGCUCGGUUCCGGUGCGUCGCGGCGACAUGGCAGAACUUUCAUCCGGAUCUCCCGAACGCACCGCUGGAAGAGCUCACGCUUCAGACGACGAUUGACAAGCUCGCGGCCACGAUGGAGGCUGCGAGGCUUGUGGACACCACCUUCGUCAUUCACGACUGGGGUAGCUUCGUGGGCUACCAGCUCAUGUGGCAGCAUCCACACCUGAUGAACCGAACGAUCUCCUUUGACAUCGGCUCGGGCGGCCACCCAAACGUCACGUACCAGGGCCAGAACGCCAUCGCCUUUGACACACACAACAGCAUCCCGAGCAUGACCUCGGCGCGUUACUGGGAUGCACCGUGUCCCGACUGUGCCACGUGGCGGACCGCUUGGCCGUACGCCACAAAUGUGUCCUUUCGCGGCCUCGUCCCGAAGCUGCGCCCUCCAAAGACGAAGCCCCUGCUCUUUGUCUGGGGCAACAUGACGAGAGGCAAGCCCCGAGGGAAAGAGUCGUUGUUCUUUGACAAUGCGUGGCUGGAGUUCGUUGAGUCCACCCCGCAUGGCCGCGUGGUUUCUGGGACGGGCGAUCACUGGAUUUUUCACGAGAAUCCGAAGCUAAUAAAUAGCGCGAUGGUGGAGUGGCUGGCGGCAUGCGGCCUCUAGGUGUCGAGAAAUUGCCAUGCACACACAAAAGAUGAGAUGAGUGAACACGUGCGAGUUGCCAAGUUUGUUGCGCGAGAGAUGCGGAUUUCAAUUUCAGCCUUUUGAUUUUGUGAAAUUUGGACAU
Molecule: messenger RNA, 1139 nt
Organism: Emiliania huxleyi CCMP1516
Lineage: Eukaryota; Haptophyta; Isochrysidales; Noelaerhabdaceae
Exons: 2
Coding region: 20-1015 (331 amino acids)
Molecular function (GO): hydrolase activity
Source: RefSeq, a predicted model, not a curated record